CCGCGUUUGAACGCGGGGCGGCGGCGGGACCGACUGGGUGGCUGAGGACUGGCUGUGGGCUCCAGAGUUCUCCCUUUCCCUUCCCCUUUCUCUUAGCUUACAGUGUGUACAGCCCUUGGAGCUGACCCACCAUGUGUUUACACUCCUGAGACAUCAAGAGAGGCUGUGCUGCAAUAAGAACAGGAUGUUAUUUUGAUGGUACUCCAGAAAUUUAGAAAUGGUGAAGGGGAUGCUGCUAACGGCGCAUUAUAAGAAAUUGGUCUACAGGAUGAAAAUCUUGACUGCAGUCUACGCGGGCUAGAGGCGCUGUGCGAAUGGCAGUGUUUUAGUCCUUUCCUGGAUCCUUUGCCUCCCUGUAAAUCAGCCCUGGCUCUGCCAUGAGUACCUCAUCCCUGCCAUUUGUGGUUGGAGCAAACACUGUGGAAGACCAGCGGGCUCGCUGGGAGAGAAAGCGCGGCAGGACAGCCAAAGAGCUGCUGGAAACUGAAUACAAAUACCUCGAGCAGCUGGAUUUGGUGCUCACAUACUUUGUGACAAUUUUAAAGGCCAAAGGGACACUGAAACCUGCUGUGUUGGAAACUAUAUUUGGACCCCUGGAGUCCUUAUAUUCAGCAAGCCAUGUUCUGUCACUUCACCUGGAGAAAGGGAAUUUGGGAGCAGGACUGGAAAAUUUUUGUCAGAGUCUGGAUCUUUAUGGCCACUAUGCUGAGAAUUUGGAGCAGACCAAUAAAACCUUGAAGGAGCAAGUGAGGAAAAAUAAGUCAUUCCGGCGGUUUAAGAAACUCCAGGAGACUCGGCCUCAGUUUCAAGGGAGGGAGCUAGAGGAUCUGCUUUGUUUGCCCCUGCAGAGGCUGCACCAGUACAAGCAUUUCUUCAGAGACCUGCUGGAGAACACCAGCCCAGACACUGCUGACUACCAGAAACUUGCAAAGACGGUGAAAUCUGUUUGUGAGGUAUCUCACUGGGUCCAAGACGUCUUUGAUAAGAGAGAGAAUUCCUUGCAGCUACUUCGGGUUCAAAAAUUGCUUAAAGGACGAAAGACUCAGGUUUUGACUCCAGGGCGCUGGUAUAUCCGGGAAGGCUGGCUUUUGGUGGUGCCUUCAAAGGGAGAAGAACUGAAGCGCAGGAUGUUCUUCCUAUUCUCUGAUAUCCUCAUUGCAGCGAAGCCCUGCCACCCACUGCACCCACUGAACUCCAACAAACUGUCCUGCCAGGCUGUCUACCCGCUCCAGCAGUGCUCCGUGGAUAAAGUGUUUGGCCACACAUGGAGCCAGGGAGGGCUCCUCAGUCUUUCCUUUCCGCACAAGACACUACUGUUGAUGUCCAGCAACCAAGAAGAGAUCAAUGACUGGUACCGGAGUCUCACCACUGCAGUCAGGCAGCUGAAAGCCUGACUCUCCCGAGUACAAGACAGACUGGCAGGACAACCACCCUUAAGACAGAAGCUUCCACUAUUUUAUAAAAUGUUCAGGGACAUAUAGUAGCACUGAAUUGAAAAGAACUACACAAUGUGUUUGUGACGAUGAAUGCUUUGUUAGCUGCACUAAUGUUCAUACAGAUACUGCCAAAAAUGCAUUUGUAUGUAAAAAAAAAAAAAACCUGUAUCAAGGAUUUUCCCCGAUUUAGCUUAGAAGCUUCUAGAUUUUUUGUACUUGAGUAAGCUCAGAUUAUUAACUUAAGGUCAAACAAAUGAGAGUAUGACUUGUUUUCUCUCAUUAAAUGCUUUGUUAAAGGUAUUUUUGUAUUUUAUUAAAGCUUUAGCAUGGACAUUUAGUAAUGUGGAAGUUGUGCAGCAGUUUGGUUCAGAAAACCAAUUUGAAUAUGGUAAACUCCAAAGAGAACCAUUUCAAGGUUCUUAGAAACAUAAAGUUGGUCUGAACACUGACGUUAUAUAGCAGUUUGACUGGUUUUUUCUUCUUCCUUGAGCAGUACCACCCAUCUUUAAUUUCUCACUGGCAUUUAUUAAAAUAGAACUGGUACUGUGUGAGGCAAGUGUCUUGAAUAGAGAAUACAUAAUGGGGCUUCUCUGUCUUUCCAUACAAUUAGCUUGCUACACAGGGCCACUUAUUUAAAUCUCGUUUGUGAA
Molecule: messenger RNA, 2086 nt
Organism: Pseudopodoces humilis (Tibetan ground-tit)
Lineage: Eukaryota; Metazoa; Chordata; Aves; Passeriformes; Paridae
Gene: ARHGEF39
Product: Rho guanine nucleotide exchange factor 39
Biological process (GO): positive regulation of cell migration
Cellular component (GO): plasma membrane
Molecular function (GO): guanyl-nucleotide exchange factor activity
Source: RefSeq, a predicted model, not a curated record